AUGGCUUCGCCGUCCUUCAGAUCUGGCAGCGGGAGCGCAAGCGUGCUCGACGAGCCGGUGUGCAUUAUUGGCUCGGGUGCAGCUGGUCUAAUCACGGCGCAUACACUGAUACAAGACGGCUUCUCGAAUGUUACCAUCAUCACUUACGACAGGUCUCCCGGUGGUGUCUGGGCCAGGCAGCGGAUGUAUCCCGGCCUCUUGCUAAACAACGUCGCAAACGAGUUCCGCUUCUCGCCUCUGCCGAUGAAGCUUUCCGGUCUGCCGGGGAAGCGCACAUCGGGAGAGGAGAUGCAGGAGUACCUCGAGAAGUUCACAGCCACCUUUCUCAAGGAUUGUAUCUCGUAUGAAACCGAGGUAUUCAGGAUACAGCGACAAGAAGGGAACGGGUGGUUGCUUGACAUUGUGGACCGACGUACCAACACCCCCAGCCAACGCUCUUUUUCAAAGAUUGUACUUUGCACUGGCGGAUGCCACAACCCGUCCAUCCCCGCGGCACUAACUCCAGCCGCCGCACAGAGCGCGGGCUUCACUGGACUCGUCAUCCACUCGUCCGACUUUGCAUUACACAUGCAUAAAAUCGUAGAAGCGGCGCACAAAUCGUCAGACGCGUUCAACGUAGUUGUCGUAGGCGGCGGCAAGUCCGCGGACGACAUGUGCGCAUACUUGGCUUUGCACGACGUCCCCGUUACCAUUGUCUUUGAAUCGACGAUCACGCCCCUCGCGACACCGUUCACGCUCCCGGAUUGUAUUCGAAAGAGCAGGCUCUUGAGCGUCUUGUCCCCGCACAUCGAGCUUCGAACGAGGUUAGAGCGCUUCCUGCAUACGACCUGGCUCGGGAGCAAGAUCGUCGCGGGCUUCUGGAAGUUCAUCGAGUGGUCGUCUUACGAAGUUCUCGAUGUACCCAAAGACUCGCCUCUGCGCCAGACCUGCCCACCGUACUGGACUGUGCGGGGUGACGAGCAGGGUAUACCGCGCGCGGACAGCUUCUUCGCGCUCGUGAACGCUGGCAAGAUCAAGCUUGCCGCCCCGGCGAGGGUACGCAAGUAUCAGCCGGACUCGCUGCUGCUCAACACGGGCGAGAGUGUCAAGGCGAACGUGGUCAUCCUUUCCACGGGAUUUAAGUCGUCGUGGCCUGCUAUGUUUGACGAGGAAACCAGAAACAGCCUGGGAAUCGCUAGACAAACCGUCGCGAUAGCCGAGACCGACGAGUGGGCAUCGUUCAGGAGCAUCGCUUCGCCUCCGGUCAUUCCGCAGACCAAGACAUCCGACGCGCUCAGCGGGUCAGCGAUAUACCGCGGCAUCGUUCCCGCGAGGAACAUCGAGCGGCGGGAUUUUGCCAUUAACGGCGGCGUUUUCACAACCAACAACGGCUACACGUACGAGAUCAUCGCACACUGGAUCUCCGCCUACUUCCGGCAUGACCCCCUCCGCCUCCCAUCCUCCCCUGAAACGGCCCUGGCGGACUCGGCGCGGUGCGUCGCGUGGCUCAGGAAGCGCUACCCGGGCACGCUGGAGCACAUCAACGAGAGCUACACGAGCGAUAUUGCGUUCUGGACGUGGCCGCAGUACACGGACUCUCUACUCGAGGACAUGCACCUGCGCGGCAUGCGGAGCGGCGGAAACUGGCUCACAUGGCCGUUCAAGGUUGUUAAUGUCGACGAGCUUGCGACGCUGAAGGAGGAAAGGGAUGCGGUGCGCCAGAGGGAGAAGCUGAAGAUCCCGGGUUAA
Coniophora puteana RWD-64-598 SS2 is the source of this 1728-nucleotide messenger RNA. Its product is annotated as FAD/NAD(P)-binding domain-containing protein. The transcript has 10 exons. Gene Ontology annotation, molecular function: oxidoreductase activity. Lineage: Eukaryota; Fungi; Basidiomycota; Agaricomycetes; Boletales; Coniophoraceae. The record is from RefSeq and is a predicted model, not a curated record. The coding region runs from base 1 to 1728 and encodes 575 amino acids.